AUGUAUUUAAAUAGAUCAAUUAUAAUUAUCUCCACAUUAUUUGUAUUAUUAUUAUUAUUAUCAUGGCAACCAAAUAAUGUUGUUCUGGCUAUUGAUUCAACAGAUAAUUCAACAACAUCUACUACUACAACUCCAACAACAACAACAACAACAUCAACAUCAACAACAUCAACAACAUCAACUUCAUCAUCUACAACAUCAAAUACCACAUCAACUACUACUACAGAUACUCCAACGACUUCAACAGAUAAUUCCACAACAACAACAACUACUACUACUACUACAACUCCAACAACAUCAAUAGAUAAUUCAACUACAUUAUCAACUACAUCAACAACUUCGUCAAACAUAACAACAUCUACAAAUUCAACAACAUCUACAACAUCGACAACAACAUCCACAACAUCCACAACAAGAUCCUGUUGUUCAAUUAAUUAUUUGACAAAUGAUUGUUUAAAUGCACCUAUUCCGAAUGGUGCAUGUACAACCAAAACAGAGUAUACCUCAGUAGUAUACCCAGGUACAAUUAUAUGUAAAUACUGCACUCCUUUCGCAUUUCAAACAACAUAUUCAGCAUUCACAAGUGGAACACCAUCGCCCUAUUCCUCAUCCUACACCUACACCUCAUAUUACACCUCAUAUUACACCACCUAUUUCACAACCUCCAACUCAAAUAAUCAAGAUGAUAAUAACGAGAAAGUCGAUCCAGUAACUUAUAUAGUUCCAAUAAUUGUUGGUUGUGUAAUAUUUAUAAUAGCAAUGAUUGUA
This is a messenger RNA of Acytostelium subglobosum LB1, 768 nucleotides long. RefSeq lists its product as hypothetical. NCBI's taxonomy places the organism in Eukaryota, Evosea, Eumycetozoa, Acytosteliales, Acytosteliaceae. The annotation marks the transcript as partial. The transcript has a single exon. The record is from RefSeq and is a predicted model, not a curated record.